This is a messenger RNA of Ciona intestinalis (vase tunicate), 1960 nucleotides long. The record is from RefSeq and is a predicted model, not a curated record. NCBI's taxonomy places the organism in Eukaryota, Metazoa, Chordata, Ascidiacea, Phlebobranchia, Cionidae.
CCCGUCUGUCCCCACCCUAGUAUAAUAUACAGACUAAUUAUAGAUAUGGUGUAUUGUUGCAUUAACUCUGCGAUUGCUCUUGUAUCAUGAUAUUGUUAGCCAGGUUUUUCUAGUUAUUCUACACGAAAUAUAUCGGGCGUUCAUUCCGACUACGCUCUAAUCAAAAUAUUUCGCCUUUAUUAGACUAUUAGUCUAAUCGGUUUUACAAAGCACUGAUUCGUGUCGCGUUUCUUUGCUAGAGGCGUUUGGCGUCCGGAUUUAUUUACAUUUCCAAGUCGUCACCCGUCGCGACGAUAACUGAACGCACAGCGGGAAGUUACAUCAAAAAUUACGGGGCGGAUCGAAAUGUCGACUCGAUGAUGAGCCGAAAUCGUUUCACGUGCAAUUUGGCGUGACCGAUACACAAUAACCUGCCUCAAUGCCUUGUUCUUUCAACAGGGCCUCGCGCGGCGCUUUAGAAUUUAAAGGGCACGCCGCGUGAGUGUUUCCAGGUGCGCAGGAGCACUCAGGUUGAUCUGUUUGCUUAAUUACACCAAGUUCGAAACUGAUUGAUCAAAUAGAGAAGAGUUACCAUAUAGUGCAUUAAAUGGUAUCGUGGUGGUUGCGCAAAUACUAGUACAAAUAUUUUUGCUCUGCGCAAACAGGCGAGGCAUAGCUAUAUACCGAUAAGCAGUACAUUUAUAGUCAUAUAUGUUGAACUUCUGAGAUCUAUUUACUUGUGCGAUAUCCCGAGACAACGAUGGGAGAUCAGGCAAAGGAAAACCUGUCAAGUUCAUCAUACGACAGUUGGUCCAUUGUUGCAGCCGGAUAUGUUGACCCACGUCGCUCAGUAGAUGAGCACCGUAAUCACCGUCGAAUCACUGAUGGCGCUUUACACUGGCAACACCGGCCUCGGGUUUAUCCGUUUAACGAAGCAAAAAGUGCUUCUACCAACGUACUAACACCGAAUGACAGAAGCCAGUACAAGUCGGAUUUCAUUCAAAUGCAACGAAUUCAUCCAGAUUACAGACCAUCCUCAUUAAACAGGCGAAACAACCCCCAUCCAAAUCUAGCGUUUCACGUAAAACACAUGUUAAACCAGAAAGUCCCAGUUGUUCGAACACGGAUGACCAUGGAAGAAUUUAACAGAAAACCUAUGGAUUCGCCUUACGAGUCCAACACUCAUAGAGUUUAUAGAAGAUACAGACAGUCGGAAAUUGUUCGCGCCAAGCCGUCAAGAAAAGUCGAGGCUGCGGUUUCAGGCAUCGUCCCAGAACUCAACGAAAAUGACGACCCAGCUCUGGCGAAAUUGUUUCCAGUGAUACCGAGAAAUUCAAGGCUUACGGCGGACAGGGCGCAGGAACUUACUAAUUCUGUUAUAACACCAAGAAAGAACAAACAUCAGCCACAUUUAUCAGCUAAUGCUUCUGGCCCUGAACAAGUGUUUCCCCAUCUUCCAAUUAAAGAUUUAAAUAAACCAAGUCUAAAGCCAGUUCAAGGUCGUCCUAAUGCAAUCGAAGCAACUUCAUGGGAACCUACACCUAGUGCUCGGACAACUUCGCGUGUUUUCGGAAGAAAACGAGCAGACCCAAACAAAAUCGAGGACGAGGCAAAGGCUAUUGUCCCAGAGUUACCAACGCCCAAAUCCAAAUCGUUAAUGUUUAAAGAGUACGCACAGUAUCCAAAAUACGCUCCACAAAUGAUUAGCGACUUCUAUAGCGGAAAAACUAAGAAAGGAGUAACUCGUCCAUACGUUUACUAGACAAAAACACCACCGCACUAGAAAUAGAAAGUUUUAAAAGACAUUCUGUAUUGUUCACACAAAUACUAACGCAUCGUUUUACUCUCCAAGUCGCUUUGAAAUUUCUUUGCUAAAAGCUUGCGUCAGUAUAUGAGAUAUCUCAUAAUGAUAUUGCCGAAUCCUGUAAAACAACAAUGCCAAUUCAUUUAAAUACGCUCAUUCGCGACACGUUUCCCAACU